AGAGUGAAGCUUGAAUAGGGAAGCCAUGGAAACUCUCUCCCUCUCCACCACGACCACCACCACCUUGUCCACAACAUUUCCAACCCAAACCCACAAAAGCCUAAAACUCCAGGCAAUCACUUUAAACCCUAAAUUCCCCAAUUCACCAAAAAGCAAUACAUACCGUAAUCUUUCUUUAUCCUCCUUUUCUUCUUUUAUUUCUUGUAUCUCCGUAUCAACAAGAAUAAAAGCAGCGUCAGGAUCAAGUUCUACGCUUUCGGCUCCUUCUUUAGGUUCAGCUACCACUGACUAUCACCACUGGAUGGUGCUCAUGGAAAAACCUCCACAGGGGGUCAAUUCCAAGGCAGAAGUCAUUAACUACUAUGUCAAGACUCUGGAGAGAGUUUUGGGUAGUGAAAAGGAUGCUCAGAUGUGUAUAUAUGAUGCUUCUUGUGAUACCAAUUUUGGGUUUUGCUGCGCCAUUGAUGAAGAGGCUUCUCGUGAGCUUGCUAGUUUGCCUGGGGUCUUAUUGGUUAGACCAGACCCGGAUUUAGAAUCAGAGAAGAAAGAUUAUAGUAUUUCAUAUGUUCAAUCUGGUCCAUCAAGCCCAGAAAUUAGCAGUCAAAUGUUGUUUCCUGCUGGAAAUACCAAAAACUGGCUGGUUAGAAUUGGCAAGCCAGGUUUUGGGGUUGCUACUAAGGCACAAAUGGUUGAUUAUUAUGCCCAAAUACUAACCAAGGUGUUGGGGAAUGAGAAUGAUGCACAGAUGUGCAUCUAUCACAUUUCCUGGGAAUCCAAUUUUGGUUUCUGUUGUAUACUUGACGACGAAUGUGCACAGGAACUAGCUGGUGUACCAGGUGUUUUAUCUGUUCAGCCAGAUGUAGACUUUGAAUCAGAGAAUAAGGACUAUGGAGGUAAUAAUCUACAAAGUUCCCUUGAUUCAAAGGACUCUCCUGAGGAAAGUCAAGCAGCCCCCAUAAAGACGAAGAAACUUUUUAUAACUGGCCUCUCAUUUUACACGUCUGAGAAAACCUUGCGUGCUGCAUUUGAGCCCUUUGGUGAGCUUGUUGAAGUUAAAAUUAUAAUGGACAAGAUCUCUAAAAGGUCGAAAGGGUAUGCAUUUAUAGAGUACACCACAGAGGAGGCUGCCGGUGUAGCACUCAAAGAGAUGAAUGGCAAGAUCAUCAAUGGCUGGAUGAUAGUUGUUGAUGUUGCCAAGAGUAGUCCUCCAAGAUACAGCAGGAGUCGCCCAAGACCAGCUGCCUAAUCCCUCCGAUGGGCUCUUGUGGUAGAGGGCGUCGAGGCUAGUUUUUAGGACCCAAUUCUUUCAUGUUAAAGCCAUCGAAUCGUUAUCAUUUGAAAA
Molecule: messenger RNA, 1342 nt
Organism: Tripterygium wilfordii
Lineage: Eukaryota; Viridiplantae; Streptophyta; Magnoliopsida; Celastrales; Celastraceae
Product: organelle RRM domain-containing protein 1, chloroplastic
Exons: 9
Coding region: 26-1246 (406 amino acids)
Biological process (GO): cytidine to uridine editing; mitochondrial mRNA modification
Cellular component (GO): mitochondrion
Molecular function (GO): RNA binding
Source: RefSeq, a predicted model, not a curated record